Molecule: messenger RNA, 1974 nt
Organism: Hemibagrus wyckioides
Lineage: Eukaryota; Metazoa; Chordata; Actinopteri; Siluriformes; Bagridae
Gene: nherf1a
Product: NHERF family PDZ scaffold protein 1a
Exons: 6
Coding region: 231-1412 (393 amino acids)
Biological process (GO): protein localization to plasma membrane
Cellular component (GO): apical plasma membrane
Molecular function (GO): protein-membrane adaptor activity; signaling receptor binding
Source: RefSeq, a predicted model, not a curated record
GUCAAGAUACCUCGCGCGCACUAAGCACUUCUUAAGUUGAAGAACUUAGAGGAAGUGUCACGCACAUCAUCCUCCACGCGACCACUGACUACAUGGAACUUUUCUCGUCAAGUUUCCUUGGGAAGUGAACAGUUUUUAAACUUUCUCUGACCGCCCUCUCGGUCUCUGUUCAGUUGAAUCCUCAAUCUGUGUUUCUUUCAGUCCCGGUUGGUCAGUUGUAUUUUACGGCGAUGUCCGGCGAGCUGAGGCCACGACUGUGUGUGUUGGAGAAGGGCAACGACGGCUAUGGCUUCCACCUGCACGGGGAGAAGAAUAAAGCGGGUCAGUUCAUCCGCCUGGUCGAGCCUGGGUCCCCGGCAGAGCUGUCUGGUGUAAAGGCUGGCGACAAACUUGUGUUCGUUAACGGGGAGAGUGUGGAUGGGGAGAGCCACCAGCAGGUCGUGUCCAAGAUACGAGCAGUAACGGGUAAGCUGGAGCUUAUCGUCGUGGACCCCGAGACGGCUGAGUAUCUCAAAAAACACAACCUGACCUGCAGGAAGGAGUUCGUCACUGAAGGACUGCCGACAUUCGGUGACCAGCCGGACACCGCCGCACAGGAGAGGAACGGCACCGCCACGGAGUCCAGCCCUGUCCCUGUCUCCGUCCCCAAACUUGAGCCCGACCCUGAGCCCGUGCCUGUCCUAGCCCCUGCACGUGCCACCAACGGAGACAUGGGCCUCGACACACUCAGCCUGAGUUCCAAGGAAUCGAAGAAUGAGCUUCGUCCCCGUCUCUGCCACAUGAAGAAAGGCGCAACGGGUUAUGGCUUCAACCUGCACAGUGACAAGUCCAAAUCAGGCCAGUAUAUCAGGGCGGUGGAUGAGGACUCUCCAGCUGAGAAAUCUGGACUUCGACCCCAAGAUAAAGUAGUGCAGGUGAACGGAUUGGUUGUUCAGGGCUUGCAGCACUCGGAUGUAGUAGGUGCCAUCAAGUCAGGAGGAGAUGAGCUGCAGCUGCUGGUGGUGGAUCCAGACACAGAAGCUUUCUUCAGGAGCUGCCAAGUUAUUCCCUCUGAGGAACACCUUACAGGCCCUCUUCCUGAACCUGCUGCCAGCGGAGAUGCUGAUGAAAAGGUGAAGGAGGAAGAAGUUCAGGAAGCCAAGCCGGCGUCAGAGAGUCCCACGCCAUCCAACGCUUCCUCCACUGCAUCCAUCCCUGCUGAGACGGCCAGCAGUCCCUCAGUACAGGAGAAGGCAGGAGAGAAAGCCGCAGAGCCGGCGGUGGAGAAGAGCGCGAGUCCGAGCGCAGCCGCAUCGCUGGACCUGAACAUUUCCCUGCAGCAGGCUAAAGAGCGCGCGCACCAGAAACGCUCCAACAAAAGAGCGCCACCUAUGGACUGGAGCAAGAGAAGCGAGGUGUUCAGCAACCUCUAAAGCAGAUGAUUUCUCCAUCACAAGCACGCCUCUUUUUACGUCCUUUAUUUAUAAAGUUCACACGUUCGUCUCGCUCAUGAGGAACGCUCCUCUGAUUUAUAUAGACCACUGUUUAAGCAGGAGGGAUGCAGGAAAGAGGAAAAUCACAUUUUAGAUAUAAUUGCUGGAAUGUUUUUUUUGUUUCGUUUUGUUUUUUUUGGAGGGGGGGUCCGUAAUUUCUGUUAGUCUCAAUCACACACACACACACACACACACACACACACACACACACACCCCUCAGAUGAGCAUUUAAAGCCAGUGUUAUUUUGUCACUUGUGUUUUAUUGACCUUUCUAGGCAUUUUAUUGAACUAUGAUAGAAAUCCAGUUUGUGAUUUGAUUGAUGACUUUAUUAUGUACAGUGUAGAUGUAAUUAAUGCACAAUUCUUUUCCUGUUCACGCUGAUCACACGGGUGUGUAUUAGCACCUCUGACGCUUCGUUAUACUGUACCUUUAUUAAUUCCAGUUCAGAGCGACGCUGUGCGGUGUGAAAGCUUCGUCUCUCGGCCAGCUACUCAGAAAAUC